CCAUUCACGUGCCCAACUUGCUGCAGGUGAGAGGUGCGCAUUGCUCGGUCAAGCCAGUGAAAUGGAGGGAGAGAAAGCUCUUCUGUGGGGCGGACGGUUUACUGGAGCGACUGACCCUCUGAUGGUUCAAUUCAACGCUUCGAUCGGUGUCGACAAACGUCUGUUUUUGGAGGAUAUUCAGGGUAGCCAAGCAUAUGCAAAAGCUAUUGCCAGAGUUGGACUGUUGACAGACGAUGAACUGCAAAGUAUCAUCGAUGGCCUAGACAAGGUGCUGGAGGAAUGGAACAGUGGAACGUUUGAAAUUCAAAAAACAGAUGAGGAUAUCCACACAGCUAAUGAACGCCGACUAAAAGAGCUGAUUGGAGCCAUUGCUGGCAAAUUACAUACAGGAAGAAGCAGGAAUGAUCAGGUUUCAACAGAUAUGAGAAUGUGGCUUUAUAAAGCGUCUGGUCGACUGCAAGAUUUUUUAAAGAAAUUGAUGGCAGUAUUUAUUGAGAGAGCUACAGUGGAAGUGGACAUCCUCAUGCCUGGUUACACUCAUCUUCAACGUGCCCAAGUGGUCAGGUGGAGUCACUGGCUUCUUAGUCAUGCAUCUUCUCUUUCUCGUGACUUACAACGAUUGCAACAGCUUCAGAAACGAGUCAACGUUCUUCCAUUGGGCAGUGGAGCUAUAGCAGGAAAUCCAUUUGGUAUAGAUCGAGAGUUGCUUGCCAAAGACCUCGGAUUUGAUGGAGUCAGUCUGAACAGUAUGGAUAGCACUGGAGACAGAGAUAUUAUUGCUGAGUUUACCUUCUGGGGAACUCUGACAAUGAUGCAUUUGAGCAAAUGGGCAGAAGACUUAAUCAUUUACAGCACUAAAGAGUUCAGUUUUAUUCAUUUGUCUGAUGCCUACAGUACGGGUAGCAGCUUGAUGCCACAGAAAAAGAAUCCAGACAGUUUAGAACUAAUUCGUGGAAAAGCAGGCAGCGUGUUUGGCAAGUGUGCAGGUUUUCUUGUAACAUUAAAGGGUUUGCCCUCAACAUACAACAAGGAUUUGCAGGAAGACAAACAGGGAAUGUUCGAUACCUAUGACAUCCUGUCUGCUGUUUUGCAGAUUGCAACUGGUGUUCUAACAACUCUUCAGGUGAAUGCUUGUCAAACCCAUGGAGCUCUUAGUGAAGACAUGCUGGCAACUGAUGUUGCAUAUUAUCUUGUCAGAAAAGGGGUGCCUUUUCGAGAAGCACACGGUCUUGCAGGUAAGGUAGUGCAGCUUGCUGAAUCUGAAAAGUGUUCCAUGUCAGAGCUGCCUCUAGGAAAACUGCAGUCUCUUAGUCUAUCAUUUGAUUCUGAUUUGGCUAAUGUGUGGGACUACAACCACAGUGUAGAGCAAUACACGUCAGCUGGGGGAACAAGCAAAGAGUCAGUGAUGAAACAAAUUGAAAACAUCAAGGCUGGAUGCGGACUAGUUUAGCAGAGUUAAUUAAUUAGGGAGGCAAGACAAUUCCUGGACAUUAGUACGAGGUGUAGAUGUUACGCAUAUUCCUUGAAGUUUCUAUUUGCAGGUGUGCUCAAGUUUAAUUAAUUGAAAUAGACGAACAUUACAGCUAGA
This is a messenger RNA of Corticium candelabrum, 1588 nucleotides long. Its product is annotated as argininosuccinate lyase-like. The record is from RefSeq and is a predicted model, not a curated record. The transcript is spliced from 20 exons. Gene Ontology annotation, molecular function: argininosuccinate lyase activity. Bases 62 to 1450 code for a protein of 462 amino acids. Gene Ontology annotation, cellular component: cytosol. NCBI's taxonomy places the organism in Eukaryota, Metazoa, Porifera, Homoscleromorpha, Homosclerophorida, Plakinidae.